UUAACGGUGGUGGUUGUUGUGUUACAGCGGUCGUGGGCGUCCUGCGGGCUGACGGGAUACGUGGAGAGAGUGAACUGCACCAGAUCUAACCGGGACGAGUACAAGAGCUGCCGCUCUGCAGUGAUGGAGGAACAUCUCUUCUGGAAGUUCGAGGCGGCCAUGUUGGCACUGAUGGCGGCGUUCGCCGUGGUCGUGGUCGUCCGUCAGCGCUGGCUGGAUCGCCUCGCCUCCGAGAAGGUCCGCCGCCAGAUCGAGUCCAUCUAGGACGCAAGAGACACCGGGGGCGCCGGAGACACAGGGACACAAUCUGG
Molecule: messenger RNA, 311 nt
Organism: Etheostoma cragini (Arkansas darter)
Lineage: Eukaryota; Metazoa; Chordata; Actinopteri; Perciformes; Percidae
Gene: jtb
Product: jumping translocation breakpoint
Exons: 3
Biological process (GO): mitotic cytokinesis
Cellular component (GO): midbody; centrosome; cytoplasm
Source: RefSeq, a predicted model, not a curated record